Sorghum bicolor (sorghum) is the source of this 1790-nucleotide messenger RNA. Its product is annotated as putative serine/threonine-protein phosphatase PP2A-4 catalytic subunit. The record is from RefSeq and is a predicted model, not a curated record. Bases 266 to 1213 code for a protein of 315 amino acids. Gene Ontology annotation, cellular component: cytosol. NCBI's taxonomy places the organism in Eukaryota, Viridiplantae, Streptophyta, Magnoliopsida, Poales, Poaceae. Gene Ontology annotation, molecular function: protein serine/threonine phosphatase activity. The transcript is spliced from 11 exons. Gene Ontology annotation, biological process: peptidyl-serine dephosphorylation; mitotic cell cycle.
UUCCCGUUCCUCCUCCACCUGAAGCUGGGCCCCGCACCCUUCGUUUCUCACUGUCACAUGGUCCCAUUGAUACCGGGAGCCACUGACUGGCAGGCCCCACGUUCUCCCGCCCGCUUCCUCUCCAUCACACCCUCUCCUCCGAGCCGCCCCCGCUUUUCUCCUCCCGCGCCCCUCCGCGAGCUCCCUGCCCCUCGCGCUCCCGCCGGCGACAAGCUCCCGCCAGAGUGAGGUAGAUCAGGGUGCUGUGCCGGCACGCGUGGAAGGGAUGGAGGGCCUCGCGGGUUCGCGUGGCGGCGGGGGGUGCGGUGGUCUUGACGCGCAGAUCGAGCAGCUCAUGGAGUGCCGCCCGCUCGCAGAGACGGAGGUUAAAACACUGUGUGAGAAGGCCAAGGAGAUAUUAAUGGAGGAAAGCAAUGUUCAGCCAGUUAAAAGCCCUGUGACAAUUUGUGGUGAUAUUCAUGGCCAAUUCCAUGAUCUUGUAGAACUUUUCCGGAUUGGUGGGAAGUGUCCAGAUACGAAUUAUUUGUUUAUGGGUGAUUAUGUGGAUCGUGGCUAUUACUCUGUUGAGACAGUAACGCUUUUGGUUGCACUUAAGGUGCGGUACCCACAACGCAUCACAAUUCUUCGUGGAAACCAUGAGAGUAGGCAGAUCACACAGGUGUAUGGCUUCUAUGAUGAAUGCCUACGAAAAUAUGGCAGUGCAAAUGUCUGGAAGAUCUUCACUGAUCUUUUUGAUUAUUUUCCGUUGACAGCAUUGGUGGAAUCAGAAAUUUUCUGCCUCCAUGGCGGUUUAUCUCCAUCCAUAGAGAAUCUUGAUAGUGUUCGUAGUUUAGAUCGUGUCCAAGAGGUCCCUCAUGAGGGACCUAUGUGUGACCUUCUAUGGUCUGAUCCAGACGAUCGAUGUGGCUGGGGCAUAUCUCCUCGGGGCGCUGGAUACACUUUUGGCCAAGACAUAUCGGAACAGUUUAAUCACACCAACAAUCUUAAACUUGUAGCUCGGGCUCACCAGUUGGUUAUGGAGGGAUACAACUGGGCACAUGAACAAAAGGUGGUGACCAUAUUCAGCGCACCUAAUUACUGUUACCGGUGUGGCAACAUGGCAUCCAUCCUCGAGGUUGAUGAUUGCAGGAAUCACACAUUUAUUCAGUUUGAGCCAGCUCCUAGGAGAGGUGAACCAGAUGUGACACGGAGGACACCUGAUUAUUUCCUUUGAGUUAUCUGCCAUACUAUUUCAGAUUUUGUCAAUAUUGCAAUAGUGAUGCUGGUCAGUAACAUUUUUGUUGGAUCUAUAUGGUAACUUAACCGACCAGCAACAGUAAGAAAAUGUGGAAGCUGCUUAUCUGCAUUUGUCAUUGCAAGAGGUUCUAUCAGAUCAACCUACAUCCCAAGCUGUCAAAAGAUCCGCUUGUCUACCCAGUGGUGAAUUGGCACCUCCCUUGGGCUUUGGCCCCAUAGACCUUCACUGUUUCGAAGGGCGUUGGGACGUCGGAGCUUACAUUUUCAGCGUAAGUUGCCUCAGUUCUGUCUUCUGUGUCAGCUAGUUUUGUGGUUGUGUGAUUGUUAGUUGUAACUUCUGUGAUUAAAUGACAACAGACAAGCUGAUCUUGUUGCGAGAAUUGGAAACAAUUCAAUGAUUCUGCUAGUUCUUCCUUUGUUUCUUUAUCCAUGCCCUUGAUACACGAGUGUUAGCCACUCUCAUGUAGCAGCAACACGUUACAGUCAAGUUCGCAUGUCAUUUUUAUCAUGUUAAUGCUCAUGGUAAGGUAAUUAAAUGAACAAUGUUUGCUUCC